CCGGUCGACGCGUGACGUCAUUGCAGUGCUGUGUUCCUUUACUUGCACACGCUGUGCAGCAAUAUAUUAGAAAGUAGCGAAAAUAUAGCAGGUAUUCGAUCAACGUUUAGUAACCCGAUACGUUUGUACAGUGAGUGGAAACGGUGCCAUUUUUAUAGACGUCAAUAUAAUUAUCCCAGCAGACAGGUAACGUACGUGCAUGCGAAAAUGAUGCAACCUUAGUUGUACCGAUAAGAAGGCACAUGUGGAGCCUAAGGCGUAAGCAACCAAAUUGCCCGCAUCAUGAGAACGUCGGGAAAAUUAGAAUUUAAGAUUGUUAUGGUUAGCAUUCGACGAAUAACUGAAUUUUCUGUGCAAAAGUAAGGUUAAGUCACCGUGUGCCAGUUGCGUGUAGUUCGAGAAUUCGGUGCUACGUGUCAGCACCGUACGGUACAUCCAUGUUUGGAAGCUCCCCCGAUAAGCCGAAAUCGAUACUAAAUUUACGCGGACUAUUUCGAAUCUGUGAACACACGUUCUUCGCACAAGAGAUUAAUAGAAUCCAUUCUCUUAUCGGACAUAGUAGUUAAAAAUGAGAAUAGAAACGCGGUUAUGGAAGGCGUACGAAAAAUCGAGGAGCAUCGCGAAAAUAAAGAGGUGGAUCCUGCGAUGCGAAAUCGGCUUUUGAGUAGCAUCGGGCGGGUCUCUUCUCUCCCAUUAUCGUAAUUUGCAAAUUUUCUGGGGACCGCGAUGGGGAGGUGCGCGAUUUCGAGUUAAACCGUUGCAAUGUUGGGGACCGGAUAGUUUGGGGAUAGACGGAGGAAGAGGAAAAGGAAGAAGAAGGUCAGAUGGUUAGGAAGAGAAACGGUAAAGAAAAGGGAAUAAGGAGGGAGGUUGAAAGAGGCGAAAGAGGAAGAAGAGUCGCAAAGUCGGUGGCGGAUUGGCGGCCUGAGGCGCGGUUGCAGAUUCUCGGCGUGAUGCCGGUGAUUCGCGGCUUUGGUGCCCAGUAAUCGUCGGUCCCCUUACUCAACGUAUUCCUCCUCCCUCGCAUCUUUGCUCGGUGAAUCCACCUCAUCCCUUCUCUUCGUCCUUUCGAACUCGCUCCACCGCGCUUUUCUUCGCCUUCCUUGGGCCUCCCUUUGCCUCCCGUAGGCGUCUCGUAGCUCCAUCGGUCCUUUGAUAUGGCGCGGCCCGUUGUACACCGAAGAACGAGGAGGAAAAAGGGGAGGCAAUCUCGCGGUAAAUACAGCAAUCGCUUGAUGUGCCGUCCGCAUUAAUAUAAUUAGUCACCCCGAGCGCUCGAGAAGCCGACUCGGCUCGAUUCGAUUCAACUUGACUCGACUUGACUCGACUCGAUUCGACUUGACUCGACGCGGGACUCGACUUGAAUCGACUCGAGUCGAUUCCGUUCGAAACAUCGCGGAGCCGGGGGCAGUGCACGUACAGGUGAAGCAUGGUGGACUUUCAAGAACCGAAGGGGUUGGAGGAACGAAGGCGUGGUCGAUCCAUGUUGGAUCAUUUUCAUUUCUAUCCAUGCAAACUGAUAUUCCACCCCUUUCCUCUUUUCGUAAAUGCAUUCGUUUUUUCGUGCCGCGUUAGUUCGUAUACCGUAGACAGGGCGAAUCAGUACCUCUGGGCAUCACCGACCAAUAAUGCCGCGUCCAUUUAUCGACGAAUGGCGCCAAAAAAGAUCGAGGAGCCCGAACGGAAACCUCUUAUUGGCCGUGUGGGUACCAAUUUGAAAGUUGGUAUAGUAGGCAUACCGAACGUAGGAAAAUCAACCUUCUUCAAUGUUCUCACCAAAAGCCAGGCGGCUGCGGAGAAUUUCCCUUUCUGUACCAUCGAUCCGAAUGAAAGUCGCGUACCAGUGCCCGACCCGAGGUUCGAUUAUUUGUGCGAAUAUUUCAAACCAGCCAGCAAAGUUCCGGCGUUCUUGAACGUGGUGGACAUCGCCGGAUUGGUAAAAGGCGCCGCCGAGGGACAGGGAUUGGGAAACAGUUUUCUUUCGCACAUCAACGCUUGCGACGGCAUUUUUCACCUUUGUCGCGCGUUCGACGACGACGACGUUACCCACGUAGAAGGAGACGUGAACCCUGUAAGGGAUCUUGAGAUUAUCAGCGAGGAACUGCGACUGAAGGAUAUCGAGUUUUUGAAUGGUCACCUGGAAAAACUCGAAAAGCUCGUGGUCCGAGGGAACGACAAGAAACUGAAACCGGAAUACGACACGUUGUUGAAAGUGAAAGGUGUAAUGGUGGAUGAGAAGAGGCAUAUUAGGUUCGCUGAUUGGAGUGCCACCGAUAUCGAAGUUCUCAACAAAUAUUUAUUCCUCACGUCGAAACCAGUUAUUUAUCUAGUUAACCUGUCGGAGAAGGAUUACAUACGUAAGAAGAAUAAAUGGUUAAUCAAAAUAAAGGAAUGGGUCGAUAAGAACGACCCCGGUGCCGUUUUAAUCCCGUUCAGCGGAGCUUUCGAAAAUAAACUCCUCGAUAUGGACGAAGUAGAGCGUGCAAAAUAUCUCGAAGAAAAUAAGGUUACCAGCGCCCUCGACAAAAUUAUCGUUCAGGGAUACAAGGCACUGCAACUGCAAUACUUCUUCACGGCGGGACACGACGAAGUCAAAGCGUGGACGAUUCAGAAAGGUACAAAAGCACCGCAAGCUGCGGGAAAGAUCCACACGGACUUCGAAAAAGGGUUCAUUAUGGCCGAAGUGAUGAAGUAUGACGAUUUUAAGAACGAAGGAUCAGAAGCAGGGGUGAAGGCUGCUGGGAAGUACAGACAGCAAGGACGCAAUUACGUGGUCGAGGAUGGAGACAUAAUUUUCUUCAAGUUUAACGCUGGUGCAGGGUUAAAGGACGCGAAGAAAAAGUGAUGGCACGCGUUACUCGUGUUGUUACUUGUCCAUUUGUACAUCAACAUGAUCCUGAUGUUUUGUUGCACACGAGACUCGCGUAUGAAACGAUCCAACUCGCUUUCGAAUACCCCUUGACUUCUUUCCGCGUUAUUUCCGAUUAACCAUCGCCGAUAACGGUAACGAACACCUGUAUAGCGAAGCAAGUAUUUUUAUAUGUUUUAUUACACAAUAAAUAUACCAAACUUUUCCUUUUCACGAUUAAGAAUGAGUUGUCGCCUUCUAUUGUAUCGACGCUAGUAACUAUUUUUGGAGCAGUUAUUGCAACCUUGGUGUGGACUAUUAAAUUUCGAUACUAUUAACAUGUAAAUAAAUGGCUUCGUCAUAUUUUGCUUGUGUGACUUUUAAUAGCAAGGAAGUACGUCGAAAGAAGGAUAUUAUUUGAAUGUUUUUUUUGUAUAUUGACAUAUUUAUUCUAAAUAAAUAUAUUUCUUUUAAAAGGAA
Molecule: messenger RNA, 3328 nt
Organism: Megachile rotundata (alfalfa leafcutting bee)
Lineage: Eukaryota; Metazoa; Arthropoda; Insecta; Hymenoptera; Megachilidae
Product: obg-like ATPase 1
Cellular component (GO): cytoplasm
Molecular function (GO): ATP binding; ATP hydrolysis activity; GTP binding
Source: RefSeq, a predicted model, not a curated record